Molecule: messenger RNA, 3656 nt
Organism: Aspergillus sclerotioniger CBS 115572
Lineage: Eukaryota; Fungi; Ascomycota; Eurotiomycetes; Eurotiales; Aspergillaceae
Product: GTPase RIA1
Exons: 6
Coding region: 229-3462 (1077 amino acids)
Biological process (GO): cytosolic ribosome assembly
Cellular component (GO): ribonucleoprotein complex; cytosol
Molecular function (GO): GTPase activity; GTP binding; ribosome binding
Source: RefSeq, a predicted model, not a curated record
UAAUAAAAUCUUCACCUUUGCCAUCGCUUCUGGUCGAUCUGGGUUGGUGUGAAUCUCGUUCUCCGGAUCCGAAGGCUCAGGUUUCUUCGAGCUUGACAUUUCCCGACGACGAGUUUUUCAUCGUAUUAUCCGCAGCACGCGGCACGGGAAACCAACAAAAGAGCAACUUUCCGGCCUGGCUUUUCGUGGACCCUGGGAGCUGUGUGGCAGCACCGGACAUCUCUCAAAAUGCCCGUCGUCAAUGUGGAUGAUCUUGUCCGUCUGCAACGGCAGCCCGAUGACAUACGGAAUAUUUGCAUUCUUGCCCACGUUGAUCACGGUAAAACAUCCUUGACGGAUAGUUUGAUCGCCACCAAUGGCAUCAUCUCACCCAAGCUGGCGGGUAAGAUCCGCUACCUGGACUCACGUCCCGAUGAGCAGCUUCGAGGAAUUACGAUGGAGUCUUCUGCUAUUUCUCUCUUCUUCUCCAUGAUGCGUCGUCCUGCUCCCGACGCUGCGCCAGUGCCUAAGGAGUAUCUGAUCAACCUGAUCGACUCUCCUGGUCAUAUUGAUUUCAGCAGUGAGGUGUCGACCGCAUCGCGUCUUUGCGAUGGUGCUGUGGUGCUCGUUGAUGCCGUGGAAGGUGUCUGCAGUCAAACAGUCACGGUACUGCGUCAAACCUGGGUGGAGCAAUUGAAGCCCAUUCUGGUCAUCAACAAGAUUGAUAGACUGGUCACUGAGCUGAAGAUGAGCCCUAGCGAGGCUUACUCGCAUAUGAGCAAGCUGCUAGAGCAGGUCAAUGCUGUCAUCGGUAGUUUCUACCAGGGUGAACGGAUGGAGGAGGACCUUCAGUGGCGAGAGCGCAUGGAAGAGCGUGCCAAUGAAUCGGCUGCUCGUGACAAGGACCGUUCGAAGAAGCAGGAGCAAGAUGACGAGCCUACAGCCGAGUACGAGGAACGAGACGAUGAGGACCUUUACUUUGCCCCGGAGAAGAACAACGUUAUCUUCUGCAGUGCUGUCGAUGGCUGGGCUUUUACUAUCCGUCAGUUUGCGGUGAUUUACGAAAGAAAGCUCGGGAUUAAGCGCGCUAUCCUCGAGAAGGUUCUCUGGGGAGAUUACUAUCUUGAUCCCAAGACAAAACGAGUUCUGGGUCAGAAGCACCUGAAAGGCCGUGCUUUGAAGCCCAUGUUCGUCCAGCUUGUAUUGGACAGUAUCUGGGCGGCAUACGAGGCCACGACUGGCGCAGGCACAGGAAAGGGCGACCCGGCUUUGUUGGAAAAGAUCACCAGGUCCCUGAAUGUCAACAUCCCGGCCUAUAUCCUACGCUCGCGCGAUGCCAGGAAUAUUUUGACCACUCUAUUCUCAAUGUGGCUGCCUUUGUCGACUGCCGUGCUGGUGUCCGUUAUUGAAUAUCUUCCCAGCCCACGCGCAGCUCAAGCAACUCGGUUGCCAUCAUUGAUUGAAGAAUCCCCUGGUGCUCAAUUCGUUGAUCAGAAGGUGAAAGAUGCCAUGGUCAACUUCAAGACCCAGAAGGAUGAGCCCGUCAUCGCCUACGUCAGCAAGAUGAUGUCUAUUCCGGAGAGCGAGCUGGUGUCGAGCAAGAAGCGAUCCGGUGCCACCAUGUCGGCCGACGAAGCCCGGGAGAUUGCUCGCAAGAAGCGAGAAGAGAUUGCCAAGAUGCAGGCGGAAGCCAACGGUGACCAGGCAGAUGACUUCUCUCGCAUAACAUCUGCCUUCGAACGGACUUCCCUAUCCGACAACCAGGCGGCUGAUGACGAGGAGAACGAAGAUCCCGAACAUCUCGUCGGAUUUGCACGUCUUUACUCUGGAACGCUCUCAGUGGGAGAUUCUGUGUACGUUCUCGCGCCCAAGUUCUCGCCAGAGAACCCGCACGCCAGCCCCGAACCUCGAAAGGUGACAGUCACCGAUCUGUACCUGCUCAUGGGCAGGAGUUUGGAGCCUCUCCAGUCGGUACCUGCCGGUGUUGUCUUCGGCAUUGGCGGUCUCGCAGGCCACGUCCUCAAGACGGGAACCCUAUCCUCGCAGCUUGAAGGCAGCAUCAACUUGGCCGGUGUCUCACUCAACACACCGCCCAUUGUUAGAGUCGCCCUGGAGCCGGCGAAUCCAGCUGACCUGAACAAGAUGGUCACUGGUCUCCGCCUCCUCGAGCAAAGUGACCCUUGCGCGCAAUACGAAGUCCUCCCCAGUGGCGAGCACGUCAUCCUGACCGCCGGUGAAUUGCAUCUCGAACGCUGCAUCAAGGAUCUCCGCGAGCGCUUCGCCAAAUGUGAAAUCCAAACCGGUCAGACCAUCGUGCCAUACCGGGAAACCAUCACUAGCGCCCCAGAGAUGGCGCCUGCCAAGAACCCCGAGCUAGGCAGAGGAGGCAUCCUGACCGUUUCUCCAUCGAAGCAGUUGACCAUGCGACUUCGCGUGGUACCGCUUCCCUCAGCCGUUACGGAGUUCUUCUCCAAGCACGUGGGAACCAUCAAGCGUAUCCAAACCGAAAAGCACACAGCGGCGGAAACCCAGUCCAGCGAAGAGGCAACCGCCGUAACCACUGAGAGCGAUGCCACAGAUGCUACGGAUGAGGCCCGCGAAGCGACAUCGCUCUCCCUGAAAGACUUCAGGCAAGAACUCACCAAGAUUUUCAAUCAAGAAGUCACCGAUGACAAGGGAAUCUGGAAGGAUGUCGUCGACCGAAUCACCGCCUUCGGACCCCGACGUAUUGGCCCUAACAUCCUCGUCGACGCGACAGAGGUCAACACGUGCGAGAAAUUCCUCCUCGACGAUCCCAAGCAACAACCCACCGUCAACGCUGACACCAGCAGUCGUGAAGCCCUCUUCGUCCGCGACUUCUGCGACAAGAUCGCACACGCCUUCCAAUUGGCCACCGGUCAGGGACCACUCUGCCAGGAACCAAUGCAAGGCGUGGCCGUCUUCCUAGAAGACCUCUCCGUCAACGCCAAUGACGAAGACCUCGAUCUCGGCCGUCUAACCGGCGAAGCCAUCCGACUAGUCCGUGACAGCAUCUCGCAAGGCUUCCUAGACUGGAGUCCUCGAAUCAUGCUCGCCAUGUACAGCUGUGAAAUCCAAGCCUCCACCGAAGUCCUCGGCCGCGUAUACGGUGUCAUCACCCGUCGCCGCGGACGCAUUCUCUCCGAAAUCAUGAAAGAAGGCACCCCCUUCUUCACCAUCCUUGCUCUCCUCCCCGUAGCCGAAUCGUUCGGCUUCGCCGAAGAAAUCCGGAAACGGACGUCCGGUGCGGCACAACCGCAACUUAUCUUCGCGGGCUUUGAGGCCCUAGACGAGGAUCCAUUCUGGGUGCCGGCUACGGAAGAGGAGUUGGAGGAUUUGGGCGAGUUGGCGGAUCGCGAGAACGUCGCGAAGAGGUAUAUGGAUGCGGUGAGGAGGAGGAAGGGGUUGGUGGUGCAGGGACGGAAGUUGAUUGAUGCGGAGAAGCAGAAGACGUUGAAGAAGUAGGAAUGGAAAUGACUGUGGGAGGAUAAAACAAUGAACUGGACAUUGAUGUUUAUGGUUAUGUUUAUGUUUAUGUUUAUGUUUAUGUUGCAUAUGUAGACUACUUUCAUUUAAGCACACUAACAGUGAUUCGCCGUGCUUUCUCUGUAUUCCACCGGACUGUUGGGCGGAACAUCCCUUCCACCACGCGUCAACCU